Molecule: messenger RNA, 4488 nt
Organism: Haemorhous mexicanus (house finch)
Lineage: Eukaryota; Metazoa; Chordata; Aves; Passeriformes; Fringillidae
Gene: TPBG
Product: trophoblast glycoprotein
Exons: 3
Coding region: 1-1665 (554 amino acids)
Biological process (GO): negative regulation of canonical Wnt signaling pathway
Cellular component (GO): plasma membrane
Molecular function (GO): protein binding
Source: RefSeq, a predicted model, not a curated record
AUGGCACCCCGGCGCUCGAAACCCGCCGGGAUUCCCCAUCCUGCCGCCGGCCUUAACGCGCCCAUCGUGGAAAUCGCGGGGAACGGCGCCCAGCAGCCGCGGCGGGGCAGGCACAAGUACGGCGCUGCGAGGCGGGGAGCGGAGCGCGGGGCUCUCCCUUCCAGAGGCGGGCGGGACCCGCUCCGCGGCCAGCGAGCCGAGCAGAAGCUCCGCAUGGCGCGGCUGCACAUGGCGCGGCCGCGCUCGGCGGCAAGACCGGGCGGCGCUUGGUUUUUCCUGCCAGCGGAGGCAGGGCCAGGCGCGGCGAGGGUGGGCGCGGAGUUGGCGACAGGGCUGGGGGCAGUCGGCGGCGAGCUGCGGCGGAGUUUGUUGUGUACGCGGGGCGGGAGGUCUCGCUGCGGGAAGCGGAGCGGAGCCAGCCCCCGAGGGGAAAAGCCUGCCCCCGACGAAAGGGCUGCCCGGAGCCGGCCCCCGCCUCGCCGCGCCGCCCGGAGCCGGAGGCUCCCGGAGGGAAAAGUUGCGUGCGGGGUCGGGCCGGGCGUGAUGCCGGGGCGCGGCGCGCUCUGCCUGGGGCUGCUGCUGCCCGUCCUGCUGGGCAGCGGCUCGGCGCAGCCCGGAGGCUGCCCGGCCCUCUGCGAGUGUUCGGAGCCGGCCAGGACGGUGAAGUGCGUGAACAAGAACCUGACGGCGGUGCCCCCCGACCUGCCGCCCUACGUGCGCAGCCUCUUCAUCACCGGCAACCCCCUGACCGACCUGCCGGCCGGCGCCUUCCCCGCCCAGCGCCUGCCCGACCUCGCUUCCCUCAACCUCAGUGGCAACCACCUGCGGACCGUGGAGGCCGGCUCCCUCGCCCUGCCCGCUCUGCGGCAGCUGGACCUCAGCGGGAACGCGCUGGUCUCCUUCAGCCCGCAGGCCUUCGGGGAGGGCGGCAGCCCGCUGGAGGAGCUGGCCCUCCGCGGGGCCCUGCGCGACCACGGCGUCCUGCUCAGCCUGGCCGCCCUGCUGCAGUCGGGGGCCCUGCGCAACCUCAGCCGCCUGGAGCUGGCCGACAACGGGCUGCUGCUGCUGCCCGCCGGCAUGUUCGCUGCCCUGCCGGCCCUGCGGCAGCUGGACCUCAGCAACAACUCCCUGGUGAGCCUGCGAAAUGUCUCUUUCCAGGGACUGGGCCAGCUGCAGAGCCUCAACCUCAGCGAUAACUCCCUGGGUGUGCUGUGGAACAGCACCCUGGCCCAGUUCCGCAGCCUGCCCGCGCUCCGGCACAUCGUCCUGCACCACAACACCUGGGUCUGUGACUGUACCAUCGAGGACCUGGUGGCCUGGCUUAAAGAGAGUGACCAGGUGGAGGGCAAAGAAGCCCUGACCUGUGCCUCCCCUGACAAGAUGCUGGGCAAAGCCCUGCUGAAGAUCAAUGGCUCGGACCUGAACUGCUCCGUGCCCAUAGACCUGCCUUCCCAGCUACAGACUUCAUACGUCUUCCUGGGGAUAGUCUUGGCUCUCAUUGGGGCCAUAUUCCUCCUAGUUUUGUACUUGAACCGAAAAGGAAUCAAAAAGUGGAUGCACAACAUCAGAGAUGCCUGUAGGGAUCACAUGGAGGGCUACCACUACAGAUACGAGAUCAAUGCAGACCCCAGGUUAACAAACCUCAGCUCCAACUCGGAUGUCUGACAAAAUGCCCCGGAUGCAGGGCAGUGCAAAGUACCUAUGCAUGAAGAGUAGACUUAUGCUUUACCCCUGUGCUUGCUUCCAUCUCCCCUGAAAAGUCUCAGACACGCUUGUAACUUGAGGGGGAUAUGCCUCCCUGUGAUGUCAAGUUAAUUUUUGUUUUGAGACACUGGACUGCUGAGCAUGGCGUUCAGCUGUGUGUAGGAAACAAGCUGCUACUUAUUUUCCUCCUUACCUGUCUGCACUUGUGGUAAAUUUUUUCUCAAGAUGUCAAAAGAAAAAAAGGAUUCUUUCUGAUGAUCCAAAGCCACCAGAGUUUAUAAAACGUUUACUGAUGCAGAUGCCAUUCAACAAAAGCUGCCUCAACUUUUUUGGGAAAAAAAAUGUUAUGUUCCUCUGUGCCAGUUUUGAUCUUGUAUAUCUGAAUUGAGAUGCGAUGAUUACGUUUCAUAGACUAUCUUGAGAUUUUAAAAACCAAACAAACUCCUUUUAACAGCUCUUCAGAAGGAAAUCAAAUAGCAAGCAUGCACAAAUACUGUAUAGUUUUACAUGUUAGGAAAUUUAUGAUCUCAGUAAGUCUCUUACUAUUUUGUAGUUAUUUUUGAUUGCAGUUUACGUGACUUGACAGAAUUUUUUAUACCUGCUGCAUCUAAACUCCAUCUAAACUCAGUCUGAACUGUUAAAUUCAAUAAACAGUCUUACAAGAACUGUCGUGUUUCCUGUUCAAUGCGAGAAGUAUGGACAUCUAAGAAUGUGAAUAGCGCUAUAGUCUCUGAAUUAAUAGCCCUGAAGUAGUAAUAUGAAUAAAGGUUUAUACAAAUGUGUAGCUUAGAGCCAUAAAUGUUUGACAACUUUGUGAUGUAUGCUAGGAGAAUUACACUGAGCUUAAUUACACUGAGAAUUAAACGACAGGAGCAGUUUCACUUGGCACAAACCCCUCAGACUGCUCUCUGAAAGCACCUGCAUAAUGUCAAGACAGAUGCUAGGGUCUGCCUUCAUUGGAAGGUACAAGCUAAUAGAAUUUUCAUAAGGUCUUCUCUACCGAAUUAAAAAAAAUGAAAAAACAAAAAUAACCAAAUUAAAUUUUGGAGUACGUAAGCUAAAGAACAUUUUACCUGAAUGGAAUGGCCUAUUACAAGAAACCAUACUUAUGGGUCCUGAACUAAAUUAAAUGCAGCUCAAUCGUGUGGUCAGGAAGCUCUAGGCUUUUGCAUCACUACAGCAUUUAUUAUAUUGCUGUUUCCUUUUUAAGGUCUUGGUACUGGUGAGGUUCUGUAGCGAUCCACAUCCAGUAACUUGAUGGAACUUUACAUUUAUCUUAAUGCAUUUAACAGGUGCACUUCAGUAUGGUAUGUUGCUUGCUACUUGCUUGGGAAUGCAUUUUCUUGUAAAUAGAUAAAGCAUGCAAAAGAACCCUUCAGAAUACCUGAUUUAAGAUGUAACUCUGACCACAUAUAGAAAUGUUAGCAAGAACCUUGCAGUGGCUGCCAAUCAUUAGUGCACUUUUUCUAAUAUAUUUAUGGUUUUUUAAUGAAAAAAAAAUACACCACCUGUAAAAGUGUGAUGUGACUUGAUAUAUAUCAGUUUAUCUGUGGAGCUUUUUCCAUGGUCACUGUUACUUGAAGCUCUUGAGCAUCUCUCAAAUUUUACUAAUUGCUGGCUAAUUCCUUUUGCUUUUGAAAGAAUAGAUGUAUACAUUUGGUAAGAGCUCAAAUAUAAAAUAGUCUUUAAAGUAUCAGAAGAAAUAUAAUCUAUUUUGGGCAUCAGUAUUAUUCAAAAGUUUUUCUCAUCUUGCGACUUCAGACAAAGCAAGUAGCACAAUUUGCUUUUGAUUAAUUUUCUUCUGCUUUAAAUUUGAUUUGUUUAUCAGCAGUGAUUUUUUAUGUACUUAUGUGCAUUUACCCUUAAAAGUAAACAAAGAAUGGAUAUUAAGUACAACUAUUGUUUUGUAAAUCAGUAUAUUUUGCAAUUAAUGUGGAAUAAGUGAUAGCAUAUUUUCCUGCUGUAAUUUAAAUGUAUGAGCAAUAUCUGGUUAACAGCAUAUUAAUUAAACUUGUCAAUUCUUACAAAGCAGGCUGCCCGUCUGAAUAUUAGCUGCCCAUAUUUUAAGGAUAGUGUGAAAACCCCCGUGUGAAGAACUAUUACUGUUGCCACUAUGCAAACCCUUCAUACUUGGUACACAUCAGAUAGGUUAUGUAAGAAGCUAGAAUUUACAGUAGCUACGCAGUGUGCUUUGCUCUAUCCGUUCUCCUGGAGAUUAUCAACUUACACUUACCUGUACAGUGCCAAGAGGAGCGGAGCAUCAUCCUUGCUUAAGAUGCUCCUGUAAUAUAAUAGAUAAAAUAUGUGCAAACCAAGCCAUUUCUUGGGCAAUUUCCUGAGUUUUGUUAACAGAUUCUUUAAAGUAACUACAGUAAAAGCAAUUAUCUGUGAUGUGUUAAUGUAAUGGCCGUGCAUUUGUAGAGCUGUGUAAGGACAGGCAACGACUUUAAUUGCAGUCUCUCACCAGUGGAGCGAGUAUUUGUAUAGUGGGCAAGUGUAACUGUUGUUGCUGUUACUACACAUAUUAUUCUAAAGAUUAUUAUUACUAUUAUUUUUGUAUCUUAGUCAAUGUAUUAGAAAUUUAUUAGAGAUCUGGUGACAGCUAUUUCAAAAUAAUUUUUGUCAUUUGCUUACAUGUGUAUUUAUUAGGAUGUAACAUUUAGCAUGUGUCGGUGUUGUGUUGGAUGAUGUUCCCCUACAGUGUUUGACCAACAGUGAAUGCUUUGGUGUUUUGUACAAUGCAUUAUUUGAUCUUAAAUUCCCUUCCAUAAACAGUGCUUGAAA